AUGACACCAAGGCUUCAAACGCGAAUAACGACACCAAGGCUUCAAACGCGGAUAACGACACCAAGGCUUCAAACGCAGAUGACAACACGAACCUUCAACGCCAAUGACAACACCAAGGCUUUAAACGCGGAUAACGACAACAAGGCUUUAAACGUGGAUAACGACACCAAGGCAUCUAACGCGGAUAACGACACAACGGCUUCAAACGCGGAUAACAACACCAAGGCUUCAAACGCAGAUGACGACACCAAAGCUUCAAAUGUGGAUAAAGCCACUAAGGUUUCAAACGUGGAUAACGACACAAAGGCUUCAAACGCGGAUAAGGACACAAAGGCUUCAAACGCGGAUAAGGAUACAAAGGCUUCAAACGCGGAUAACGACACAAAGGCUUCGAACGCGGAUAACGACACCAAGGCUUCAAACGCAGAUGACGACACCAAGGCUUCAAACGCGGAUAACGAAACCAAAGCUUCAAAUGUGGAUAACGCCACUAAGGCUUCAAACGCGGAUAACGACAGCAAGGCUUCAAAUGCCGAUAACGACACCAAGGCUUCAAACGCGGAUGAUGACACCUAG
Mya arenaria is the source of this 576-nucleotide messenger RNA. RefSeq lists its product as uncharacterized. Lineage: Eukaryota; Metazoa; Mollusca; Bivalvia; Myida; Myidae. The transcript has a single exon. The coding region runs from base 1 to 576 and encodes 191 amino acids. The record is from RefSeq and is a predicted model, not a curated record.